This is a messenger RNA of Carassius carassius (crucian carp), 2340 nucleotides long. Its product is annotated as zinc finger protein 239-like. Gene Ontology annotation, molecular function: DNA-binding transcription factor activity; RNA polymerase II cis-regulatory region sequence-specific DNA binding. Bases 1444 to 2340 code for a protein of 298 amino acids. Lineage: Eukaryota; Metazoa; Chordata; Actinopteri; Cypriniformes; Cyprinidae. The transcript has 2 exons. The record is from RefSeq and is a predicted model, not a curated record. Gene Ontology annotation, biological process: regulation of transcription by RNA polymerase II.
AUUCAGCGCGUUUGUUGUGUCUUCUGAGGUGAGUCGAGCUGACUUAUUUACACAUCCUUAAAAAACACUUUGCACAGUUAGUUUAAUCAACUUUCUACGAGGUUAUUUCUAAAAAAAUUUAUCUGAUAAAACACUAAAUAUGCGCCUGUUCUGUAGGAAACUAAAGUCAUGAACGAUUUCGGGGUUUUUUUAAAGCUUUUAGAGUGAUAAUGUUAGCGUCAUUGAAUGUUGAACGUCAAUGCUUGAUCUGUGAUUGUUGUGCUUUGAACAUAAAUGCUGACAUAUUUACUAAUGUAGUUUUGCAGUAAGGGGUUUUAUUUGCUUCAAUUCUUCCAUUAAGAUGCUAUGGCUUGCUUGUAAACCAAAUAGAGAGAUCUGGGGCCUGUACCAUGAUGGAAGCUGAACAAAUUCAGAGUUUGAGUUGACAAAACCAAACCUCUCCGGUCCGGCUUUGUUGGUACCAUGAUGCUGAUCAUCAACUUUCUUUGUCAACUCAGGCUUUGAUCCUGAGCUUGUGGCGCGCAAUAUGUGACAUCACUGGCGAACAGCCAAUCACGAGCCUUGCAACACAAAGCAAGUUUGAUUUACUUCUCGCGAGAGACCCAGCGAGAUUGAAAACUAAAGGUUAAAGGUUUUGCUAAAGGUUCAAAGAUUGGAGAAUAUGACAAAUUUAAACAUCAUAGGAAACAUGUAAGAGGGCAAAUCAAAUAAAUUAUCUUGCUCUAUCAGGGCAGUGACAAGUGAAACUUGUUAAUUUGGAAAAUAUGUGUUAUAUGACAACACAUAUUUGGAGCAUAUGUGUUGUCAAACUAACAAAAAUGCUUUCUUAAUUUACUGGUGCUUUUUCUAUUUGCAUGUGUUUUCUAUUCACAUUGAGCUCAUUGUACCGGUUUCAACAGACUUAAACACCACGAUAAGCUAUUGUGACUUCUACUAUCAAAACAGCAUUUAUUCAUUAAUCUGUGACAAACCAUGUUUCAUGUAAAUCACAAACAAAAUAUUUGUUAGAAAGUUAGUAGAUUAUUUCUUUCUUAAACUAAUUUUUAUGUUUGUGUGGACAGUCUGAAGGACAUUUCUAUAGCUUUAUUUACUUCUUAUUUUCCAUAAUGUAUAUUCUUUAUUUUAUUAUAUGUUCUAUUUGCACAGGAUUUGGCCUUCAGUAUUUUCUCUGUGUAUGUGGCUAAACUUUCGGUUAGCAUUCCUCCAACAAAGGAGCCGGCUAGAGCUAGUAUGAAGAGAUAAAGCUGAAGGUCAAAGUAAAUCUUGCACAGCCUUUUCCAGUAAAACAGAGACUCUACUGAUUUGCCUCCUGUCUUUUCUCUCUACAGAGCGUCUCUAGCGUGUUAGAUUGACCAUUCUUGCAAGAAUUAAAGGAUCAAACAGAAGGUUUUCAUUCUCAGUUUCACAUUUAAUUACAGAUUUAGGAAUUUUCCACAUGAGAACAUGACAGAUCCAGAACCCUGCAGGAUGGAACACACUGAAGAACAAACAGAAUUGAUUGAAGAAAACGAGGAGAACGAAGGACUGAAUGAAAAGCAGGAGAAACAUCAUGUCAGAACUGGAGAAAAACAUUUGAGUCACUCUCAAACCAAACAGAAAGUUUUAAAGAAAAGAAGAGACAAGAAAUCUUUCACCUGCAUUCAGUGUGGAAAGAGUUUGACAAGCAAACCGAAUCUUGAGGAUCACAUGAGGAUUCACACUGGAGAGAAACCGUACACGUGUGAUCAGUGCGGGAACAGUUUCAGACAAAAACAAAAACUGAAGGUGCACACGAGAGUUCAUACAAUAGAGAAACCCUUCACAUGUGAUCAGUGCGGGAAGAGUUUCAAACAUUCAUCAAACCUAAAGCAACACAUGAAAAUCCACACCGAAGAGAAGCUGCAUGCAUGUGAUCAAUGUGGGAAAACAUUUCUGAGGGUUUCAAACCUGAAGAGGCACCUGAAAGUUCAUACGAAGGAGAAACCAUAUUCAUGUUCUUUAUGUGGAAAGAGUUUUUCACUGCUGGAAAGUUUGAAACUACAUCAGAAGAUACACACCGGUGUGAGAGAAUAUAUGUGCUUUGAGUGUGAGAAGACUUUUAUUACAGCUGUACAACUGAAACAGCACCAGAGGAUUCACACCGGAGAGAAACCAUACAAGUGUUCAUACUGCGACAAGAGAUUCACUCUGUCAGGAGUCCUAAGAAAACACGAGCGAAUCCACACUGGAGAGAAACCUUACAAGUGUUCACACUGCGACAAGAAAUUCAUUCGGUUAGAAACCCUGAAAGUACACUGGAGAAAAACCUUAUGCUUCUUAUCAAUGUGGGAAGUGUUUUGCACAAAAAGGACACCUUACUAG